Peronospora belbahrii is the source of this 633-nucleotide messenger RNA. Lineage: Eukaryota; Oomycota; Peronosporomycetes; Peronosporales; Peronosporaceae. The record is from the annotation of a GenBank genome assembly.
AUGGUUGAAAAUGCUGCGGCAGUGAAUGAGUGGACGCAACAACAGAUUGAUGAAGUGAAACCGGUACCAGAAUGCCGUGGACUCUGGUCACCUGAGGAACAUCGACUCUUUAUACACGGCAUCAAGAUGUAUCCGUCUGGACCAUGGAAAGACAUUGCAAGUUACGUAGCUACGCGCACGGCUCGUCAGACCAUGACUCACGCUCAGAAAUACCGGCAAAAGAUUGCACGACGGCUACGCAAUGUACGCAUGAGUGGCAAACAUACGCUGCCUUUCCAAAUGGUUCAAUCUUCGUGUUUUAAUGCGCUACUGAGCAAUGACGAGCAAUUUAACGAUUCGAUCCUGGCCACAUCGUUGGCCAUUGCAGCUGAACACGAGCUUGACUUGCUGGGUGAGACGGGUGAUGGUAGUGCAUCGCCUAUACAUUUGCAGAUGGGCAUGAGCCCCCAAGCCAACGUCAUCAUGGAGCCCAUGGGCAACAAUACGUAUCAAAUGCAGCUGCCGUUGGCAAUCGACUUUUCUGCCACGGAAAGUAGUCCGUAUUAUCUGGAUGGUCCGUGUUUCGAGCCCAGUGAUAUUGAGUUUGACAAAUGUAUGGACUUCUUGAUUGAAACGUUCCACCGCGAAACCUGA